This is a messenger RNA of Hordeum vulgare subsp. vulgare (domesticated barley), 1801 nucleotides long. RefSeq names its product cyclin-B2-2-like. The transcript has 10 exons. Lineage: Eukaryota; Viridiplantae; Streptophyta; Magnoliopsida; Poales; Poaceae. Gene Ontology annotation, cellular component: centrosome; nucleus; cyclin-dependent protein kinase holoenzyme complex. The record is from RefSeq and is a predicted model, not a curated record. Bases 194 to 1447 code for a protein of 417 amino acids. Gene Ontology annotation, biological process: regulation of cyclin-dependent protein serine/threonine kinase activity; mitotic cell cycle phase transition. Gene Ontology annotation, molecular function: cyclin-dependent protein serine/threonine kinase regulator activity.
CCCAAAUCCCCUCCCCAUCUCCUCCUCUCUCCUACGCUCUCCGCUCCGCUCCUCCCCUCCCCUGCAGCAGCCGCGGCGGCGAGCUACUCCCUCAACCUAGGUAGAGCCAGGGAGAGAGAGAGAGAGGCGGCGGCAGCUUCUCCUUCUCCGUCGACCUCAUCUGACCAACGAGGGUUUCCGGCCGUCGCCAGUAAUGGAGAACGUGAGGUCUUUGAACCACAGGGGCGCGGCUAUGGAGGGCGUCAAGCUGGGUUCGGAGGCGGCGGCCAACACCAACCGCAGGGCCCUGAGGGACAUCAAGAACAUCCUCGGCGCCCCUCAUCAGCCCCAAGCCGUCAGCAAGAGGGGCCUGCAAGAAAAACCAGCCGCCGCCGGUGCCAAGAGCCAGCCUGGCGCCGUCGGUCACCGGCCGGUAACCAGGAAAUUCGCCGCUAUCCUGCAGCAAUCGCAGCCCGCAAACGCCCCGCUGGCACCAAGUGGCAGUGAGAGGCAGAAGAGAAAUGCUGACACCGCGUUCAAUGCUCCUUCAGACAUGGAGGCUUCAGAUGAUGACCUUGACGAGAUGAUGACAAAUGAGCUCAAGGAGAUCGACAUGGAAGAGGACACAGAAGAGGAGGAGGAAAUGCCUGACAUCGACAGCUGCGACGUCGGAAACUCCCUCGCGGUUGUGGAAUACCUCGAUGAAAUUUACAGCUUCUACAGGAGAACCGAGGAACUGAGCUGCGUGUCACCCACCUACAUGGCACACCAAUCUGACAUCAACGAGAAAAUGCGCGGCAUCCUGAUCGACUGGCUGAUUGAGGUCCAUUACAAGCUUGAGCUACUGGGUGAGACCCUUUUCCUUACUGUGAACAUCAUUGACAGAUACCUGGCCCGGGAAAAUGUCGCCAGGAAGAAGCUCCAGCUUGUUGGCGUGACAGCCAUGCUGCUGGCAUGUAAAUAUGAGGAGGUCAGUGUCCCGGUUGUGGAGGAUCUGAUCCUCAUCUGCGACCGCGCCUACACCCGGGAAGACAUUCUGGAAAUGGAGAGGAUGGUCGUCGACAGGCUUGAAUUUAACAUGUCUGUUCCUACUCCAUACUGCUUCAUGAGAAGGUUCCUCAAGGCAGCAGGGUCUGACAAGAAGCUGGAGCUGCUCUCCUUCUUCCUGAUCGAGCUGAGCCUGGUGGACUACAAGAUGCUCAAGUUCCAGCCGUCGAUGCUGGCGGCGGCGGCCAUCUACACCGCGCAAUGCACGCUGCACGGGUGCAUGUCCUGGAACAAGUGCUGUGAACUCCACACAAAAUAUUCUGAACAACAGCUCAAGGAGUGCAGCACGAUGAUGGUGGAGCUGCACCAGGGCGCGGCGGGCGGGAAGCUCACCGGGGUGCACCGCAAGUACAGCACCUUCAGGUACGGGUGCGCCGCCAAGUCGGAGCCCGCCGCCUUCCUGCUCGACGCCAGGGCCUGACCGACAACUUACGUCGCCGUGUCCCGUAACAAAACCGCUAAAGAAGAAGAGGUGGUGGUGUACAUUGAGGGUGCUCUGUUGUUCUCUGAUGAGAUUUACACCAAGGAAGAAAGGGAGACCAACGUUUCGCUGUUGGCCGCGUCGCGUGAGUUUUUUACUUGCUCUCUCGGCAUAACUUAACAUCGAUCCUGUCCGAGUUGAGUCGAGUUGCGUUGUGUGUUGUUGUUGAUGGGUUCUUCCAAUUACAUGUGUUGGAAAUGUGUUGUGUAUUUAAUUCUUGGGUUUGUUUGUGCGAUGAUGACUGCCUGCAAAACAACUUGCAAAUAAACAUUGAUUGAAUUUCCUUCCUCCCAA